Penaeus indicus is the source of this 2534-nucleotide messenger RNA. Its product is annotated as centriolin-like. Bases 196 to 2460 code for a protein of 754 amino acids. NCBI's taxonomy places the organism in Eukaryota, Metazoa, Arthropoda, Malacostraca, Decapoda, Penaeidae. The transcript has 9 exons. The record is from RefSeq and is a predicted model, not a curated record.
AGUCCUGAUUCGAGUAUCUUUCCAAUUUUAAGAAAUAAUUAAGUGAUAACCAGCAAGGGCGUGACCGGAUGAGAUCCAUAUCGAAAAUAAAAGGACGCUUUGUGUUGGAAAAUGUGGAGUAGAUUUCGGAGUAGCAUCCAGUAGCCAUGUCACGUUUGUGGCACAUCUUGCUGAAUCGGACAGCAGCCUAACAGGAUGAAGACCAUCCUGCUGGCUUCGGUGCUGGUGUUCGUAGUUGAGGCUCGGUUGAUCGUCCAGAUUAGUCAGAUUGUGCAUGAAGAUUCAUGUGAUGAUUCCAACGUCCCGCGAAAGAGUGAGCUGGAAUUAGCCGAAGAGAAGCUGGCGACUCUCCUGGAGGAACUGGAAGAUCUGAGGCAGCAAAAUCAGACGUUGCAGAGCGUGGUGGAUGCGUUGCAGAUUGCACAAGAGGCCUACAAUGAUUUGCUGAGUUUGUUGAACGAAUUGCAAGGGGGGAGGAGGAGGAGGAGGAGGAAGAGGGCGGUGUCAAAUGAGACAUUAACAUCGUGCAGCGAUCCGGACGAAGAAAUUACGGGGGACGCGUCCGAUUUGUUGACUUACAUCUUAGACUCCAUGGAAGCUUUGGCCAUUGAGCUGCAAAACGACCCUUCCCUGACGUCACAAUUGGAAUGCCUGGCCAAUCAGCUGAUCGGCUUAUCAGCUGAUCUGAAGAGCGGAGAUCUCGAACCCCCGUCGGACGUGGAUGCCCUUUUGAACCGGACACAGGAUUUGCAGGAGGAACUCGCCGAUUCCUUAUCCGAAGCCAGGAGUGACCUGCAGGAGGUGGUGAGUGCCAUGGAGGCGAAGGAGGCCGAGGUGGAGGCGCAGGAGGGGGAGAUCGAGUCGUUGCAAGGUGGAAGUCCUGAAGAAAAUACUGACGGAGGCGGUGACGAUGGCGCAGAUAAUUCUCAGCCGGAGUCCAGCCCAGAUCUGCUGCCUGAACCGACUGAAUCAGCAACUGAGAUGUCUCUUGAGUCAGUCGAGUCAGUGACUGAAUCAGUAGUGAUUCUGAUUGAAACAACUGAACUACUGGUGGGGUCGACUGAGCUUCCGAUGGGGUCGACUGAGCUUUUUAUCGGGUCGACUGAAUCAGCAGCAGGAACCUCAACUGACACGGCCACGACGGAGGCUCCAGUCGACCUGACGGAGAUGGAGCUGGCGCUGAACGAGACGCAGGAGGAGCUGGAGGAGACGGAGGCGGUGCUGGAGCAGCAGGGGCAGCAGUACGCCAACCUGACGCAGGAGAGGCAGCUGCUGGACCAAGCCCUCAACGAGACGAGCGAGUCCACGCAGGCCCUGGAGGAGCUGAACGAGGCGCUGGAGGGCGGGAGGAGGCACCGACGGAGGCGCGACGCGAGCGACAACUUCACGCUGCCCUACUGCCCCGAGGGCGAGGACAUCAGCGGCACGGUCCUCGCGAUGAUCCAGACGGCGGUCGGCGACGGCGUGUCCAGCUGCCUGACGCAGUUCAUCCGCCUCCUGAAGGACAAGAUCGUGGCCGGGGACGUGAGCAUCAGCGAGGAGGACAAGCAGAGGGCGAGGAACGCGACGAGCGAAGGGCUGGCGAAGAGGGAGGAGGAGUUGGCCGAGAUUCAGGCGACGAAGGAGAAGGUCGUCGAGAAGCUGAGGAACGUGACGGAAAAUAUCGCCAAGCUUCAGGAGCGGAAGGAAGUGCUGCAGAAGGAGAUCCAGGAGAAGAAGGAGAAGAUCGAGAAAGUGCGAGAGGAGGAGGAGGAGGAGGAGGAGGAGGCGAGCGAAGAGGAAGACCGGCCGUCAACAGUGGGGGUCCCCUUCGAAACGGCCGCUGAAGGGCUGGAAACGUCCCCUGAUGCCCCUGAACUUCCGCCCGCUUCAGAAACAGGACUGAUAGAAAUGAUAGAAAUAACCAGCGAAGUCCCGCUAUUCUUCGCCCCUGAAACCACCGACGUCGAGCCGCACGAAGGCCCGACGGAGAUCCCGGAGACCGAGUCCGUCGUUGUCCCCGUGUCCUUCCUUCCCGACAAGGGACAGACAGACAUCAAGCUCCUCCUGAACGUCACCGACGACGAGACCAACACCACCGCCGGGGUCUUCGUAGCCAUCAACUUCACGGACGCCCUCAGCCACGACUUCGGCGGCGGGGGCGAAGUCACCGUCGACGUCAGAGCCCAGAUGGAGGGGCGCAACGGGACGGAGACUGUGUCUGGUUUCUUCGCCAUCCCUGUCGACGAUGAGCUCCACGAGGCGACGCCCUUCCCCGUGGCGGCGUCGAAGCACGUCCACGCCGAGGUCCUCAGCCUCACGCGGGACCCACACACCAACGCGGUCUCCUUCAGGUUCCUGGUGUCCGUCACCCACGCCGGAGUCACCAUCACUUUCUCGAUGGAGGUGGUUUUGGUGCUGAAGGACGACCAGCCCGGCACCGCCACGAUGUCGUCGGUCACUGUAGAAGAAAGUGCUUAGGGUGAGAACGACUGAACUGAACGACAGAGCUAAACGACUGAACUGAACGACAGAGCUAAACGACUGAACUGAAC